Molecule: messenger RNA, 615 nt
Organism: Babesia ovata
Lineage: Eukaryota; Apicomplexa; Aconoidasida; Piroplasmida; Babesiidae
Product: methylmalonate-semialdehyde dehydrogenase, putative
Exons: 1
Coding region: 1-615 (204 amino acids)
Source: RefSeq, a predicted model, not a curated record
AUGAUUGUGAAGCUUAUCUACAAUCGGCUUUAUUUUGUCCAAUAUUGUGCCAAACGUGUUGUUGCCCAAAACUCUUAUCUCCGUGGCCACCUGAUUGACACCGGCGCAGAGCGCGACCAGGAUGUAUUUGACGGCACUUCUGAGAUCAGAGACGUUAUUAUAAGUAUGAAGGAGCUGUCGCGUUCCCCACCCCUGAAUCUGCCCGGCUAUCGCAGGAGCAAAUCUCUCUAUUUCCGUUUUCGUGAUUUUCUCAUCAAGUUUACUGACAAACUCCUCGCAAGCGCUUACGAUGGCAGUGAGAUUUUCUUUAAUGCCCUCUUUCACUGCACCAAUCUUCCCUUGCGCUGCACCAAUUUGGCUGUUAAGUGCAGCCAUAAUAUGAUUCUUAACUUGAUCUCUCAACGCUUGUUCAUCAUGUCCGCCCCCCUUAGCCGCAUUCUGAUACUCCGCAAGCAAAGUAUUCACAGCUUGCAACCCGGGCUUACUUUUCGUCCCAUUCCCUAUUACACCUUCCAGCCAACCGCCGACUCUAGCCUUAAAACCAUUUUGCCCGCUUCCCGGAACAAACGCCCUGGCAAGCCCCUUCACUUCACUGACUAUUCCAUCCAGCCCUGA